This is a messenger RNA of Thunnus maccoyii (southern bluefin tuna), 4329 nucleotides long. RefSeq names its product telomerase reverse transcriptase (gene tert). Gene Ontology annotation, molecular function: telomerase RNA binding; telomeric repeat DNA binding. NCBI's taxonomy places the organism in Eukaryota, Metazoa, Chordata, Actinopteri, Scombriformes, Scombridae. The transcript is spliced from 17 exons. Gene Ontology annotation, cellular component: telomerase catalytic core complex. Bases 369 to 3686 code for a protein of 1105 amino acids. The record is from RefSeq and is a predicted model, not a curated record. Gene Ontology annotation, biological process: telomere maintenance via telomerase.
UUAAGUGCAUUAUGAAGGGAUUUUCUAAUGACCACUAUGAACAGGAGGAAUGAUUAUUUCUAAAAUGCUUUUUAGAAACGGGCCCUAGAGGUUUGUAAGCCUACUGCACACUUUUUUGCACAUGAAACUGUCAAUGCGCACAUCUAAUUAUGAUAAAGGACAACACGUUAUUUCUUAUUCGCUAUUGGUCAACUGCGAAAUCACUGGUGCAGUAAGAAGGUUUCUGAUUGGCCACCAGCCCUAAGCUGCUCUUUCAUUGGUAAUCGCUGACGCGGGCUCUUAAAACUGUACCUACAGUCAACAUUAGCUAGCUAACCACCGCACAGUGCACUGUCUACUAUGUCUUGAGUAAUAAUACAGCAGUCAGCAUGUCUACAGCUGAUACGUCCCGAGUGCUGGACAUCCUCCGUUCACUGUAUCGGCACAUACAGACACUGGAGGAGUUUGCGGACAGCAUCGUGUUCAGAGAGGGACAGAAAGCAAUUCUUAUUCAACAGUCAGACACAAACCGCUUCAAAUCCUUCGUCCGGGGCGUUUUUGUUUGCUGUGACAAAGAGCUACAGCAAGUGCCAAGCUGUAACCAGAUCUGCACUUUGCCUGAACUGCUGGCCUUUGUUCUUAAUAGUCUGAAAAGAAAGAGAAAAAGAAACGUCUUGGCACACGGCUACAAUCUUUUGUCCCUGGCUCAGGAGGAGCGGGAUGCAGACCAUUUCAAAUUCCAAGGAGAUGUAACUCAAAGUGCCGCCUACAUCCAUGGCAGUGAUCUGUGGAAGAAAGUCACAAUACGUCUUGGCACAGACAUCACACGGUACCUGUUGGAGAGCUGUUCCGUGUUUGUCACAGUUCCUCCUUCAUGUGUUUUCCAGGUGUGCGGCAUUCCUGUCUAUGAUAGGGUGUCCAUGACUGCUGCCUCCUCUGGGUUUUAUCUCCAGUCUCGAUACAGGACACAUAAUAAUUCUCAGCUUGGAAGGUAUCGAGGUGUAGUGACCCUGAAAAGGAAACGGAACGCUGGGAAUCCUACCAUUAGCAAGAAGAGGAAAAGAAGGGAUGAUAGAGUGCAGCGGGGUAAAAGGAAGAGAGAAACUGAUCAGAAGAAUGAGGAAGAGGUUAUGCUUUGUUCUAGAAAGAGGAGACGGGUAGGACAGCAUGAACCCACACAGGAAACCCAACAGCUUUGCUAUGAACCAGCAGAAGAAGGGCAGCCCAUGUUGGUGGAAAGAACAGAAUCUCUAAAGCCUCUGGAAAAUAGCAGUAAAGGUUCUAAACAGCCUGUUGAAACAACCACAGUUCCCUUGGAGGGAGGACCCAGUUGGAGAUCAGGCAUUUUCCCCCCUUUGCCUCCCUCACAAUGUUUUAUCCGCACACUGGGACUCCUGUAUGGGGGCAGGGGCAUGCGUGGCUUCCUUCUCAACAGGAAGAAGAAGAGUGCUGAGGGACCUAGAAGACUACAAGGGCAAGAUCUGGUAAGAAUAGUUUUCUUUGAGGGACUGGCAUAUCUCAACGGGCUUGAGAGAAAGCCGAAGAAACUCCCCCAGCGCUUUUUUAACAUGGUUCCCCUGUUUAGUCAGCUGCUGCGUCAACACAGGAGAUGUCCCUACAGCAAAAUACUGCAGAGGAUGUGCCCACUGGUGGAGGAGAGAGAUGGAGGACAGGUGGAAAUAAGCUCCCUUUUGCCCCAACACUGUGCACCUCACCGGGUCUACCUGUUUGUUAGGGAGUGCCUCUCCUCUGUGAUCCCACUGGAGCUGUGGGGCUCUGUCCACAACCGACUUAAUUUCUUUGCCAGGGUCAGGGGCUUCUUGCGUAGCAGCAAGUUUGAGAGGCUCUCUCUGGCUGAGCUGAUGUGGAAGAUGAAGGUGAAUGACUGUGACUGGUUGAAGAUCAGUAAGACAGGCCGGUUCCCACCCAGUGAGCUUGCAUAUCGGACACGGGUCCUGGGUCAACUCCUGGCUUGGCUUCUGGACGGUUAUGUUGUAGGCCUGGUCCGAGCCUGUUUCUAUGUCACUGAGAGUGUGGGACAGAAGAACGCCCUCAAGUUCUACAGACAGGAAGUCUGGGCCAAACUGCUGGAAUUAGCCUUCAGAGGUCACCUCUCUAAGGGCCAGAUGGAGGAGUUGACUCCAGCUCAGGUGGCGUCCCUCCCCAAAACCACUGUCAUCUCCCGCCUUCGCUUCAUUCCAAAGACGGAUGGCAUGAGGCCUAUCACACGAGUCGUUGGAGCAGAUGCCAAAACGAGGCUCUACGGAGGGCAUGUCCGGGACCUGCUGGAUAUGCUGCGGGCCUGUGUGCGAUCCACUCCAUCCCUCCUGGGCUCCACAGUGUGGGGGAUGACCGAUAUCCACAAGGUGUUGUCUUCUCUGGCGCCGACCCAGAAGGACAAGCCACAACCCCUCUACUUUGUUAAGGUGGACGUGAGUGGAGCCUAUGAGAGUCUGCCUCAUGAAAAACUCAUCGAGGUGAUUGGCCAUGCACUGUCACCUGUCCAGGAUGAGCUCUUUACCAUACGCCGCUAUGCCAAGAUCUGGGCAGAUUCCCACGAAGGCCUUAGAAAGUCCUUUGUUAGACAGGCAGAUUUCCUGGAAGAUAACAUGGGCUCCACUAACAUGAAAGGGUUUGUGAUGUCACUGCAGAAAAGGGGAGUUCAUCACGCCAUACUGGUAGAGCAGUAUUUCUGCUCAGAUCUUCACGGCAGAGAGGCAUUGCAGUUCUUCACCCAAAUGCUAACUGGCAGUGUUGUUCAGUUCGGGAAGAAAACAUAUCGUCAGUGUCGAGGGAUUCCUCAGGGAUCGGUUGUGUCCAGUCUGCUCUGCUGUCUCUGCUACGGUCACAUGGAGAAUGUCCUGUUCAAAGACAUUACUGAAAACAAAGGAUGUUUGAUGAGACUGGUGGAUGACUUCCUUCUGAUCACCCCAGACCUACACGAAGCACAAAGCUUUCUCAAGAUCUUGCUGGCUGGGGUGCCACAGUAUGGUUUGGUGGUCAACCCACAGAAGGUGGUGAUCAACUUUCAAGCGUCAGGAGGAAUGGACUCUUGUCCUGGUAUUCGCAUGCUGCCACCUCACUGCCUCUUCCCCUGGUGUGGCUUGCUGCUGGACACACACUCACUGGAUGUGUACAAAGAUUAUUCCAGCUAUGCAGGCCUGUCUCUGCGCUACAGCCUUACUUUGGGCUCUUUCCACUCACCUGGACAGCAAAUGAGGAGGAAACUAAUGGCUAUCCUCAGACUCAAGUGCCAUGCCCUGUUCUUGGACCUUAAGACCAAUUCUCUUGAGGCAGUCUACAAGAACAUCUACAAGCUGGUGCUGCUCCAUGCAUACAGAUUCCAUGUGUGCGCCCAGAGUUUGCCCUUUGGUCAGACCGUUGCUAAGAACCCUGUCUACUUCCUGCAGAUGAUAUGGGACAUGGCUGAGUAUGCCAAUGAGCUCAUCAGGCUCAGCAACAAAGGACUGAUGUUAGGCUCUAAGGCCCAGACAGGCAUUGUACAGUAUGAAGCAGUGGAGCUGCUUUUCUGUCUUUCCUUUCUGCUGGUAUUGUCACAACACCGUUCUCACUAUAAGGAUCUGCUCCCGCACCUGCACAAACGGAAGCGCAGUCUGGAGCGGUGUCUGGGGGAUUUGAGGCUGGCCAGGGUCAGACAGGCCACUAACCCCAGGACCCCUGUAGACUUCUUGGCCAUUCAGACCUAAACUACCAGUUUGACCCAGUUUAGGCUUCCAUCACAACCAAGAAACCCCCAGCAGCUGAACGGUUUCGAGGGAGUGAGACGAGCAGUGUGUUGAAACAGUGAUUUGUAUUUAUCUGAUCCUUAAUGUGUCAGAGCAAUCGUAAGUUAUCUAUCCUUAAGUGUUUGGAAAGCAGGUUGCAGAGACAGAGAAAAACAGUCCUUGGUCAUACGAUAUAAAACACUCAAGUGGUGAAUCUUUGUCAUAAACACAACCUAUCACCAGAUCAAUAAAGAUGAAUGAUUCCAAAUCAUCCAGCUUUAUUAGACCUCAUUUCAACAUAUAGCUGUUUGUCUCUCUGGACUUUGAUUUACACUUGUUAGUAAUUUUCCAGGAAUAAGGCAUGUUGUCACUUCGUAAAUAGUUUAUGUGUAAAUAAGUUCAAGUCAAGAUGAUUUGCCUUUAGGUUUGAUGUGCUUUCAGUUCUUUGUAUUACUUAAAAUCUUUUAGAAAGCUCUUAGAAAUCAGAGUUCUUCCUAUGAACAGUAGGAAGCUUAAGAUAUCAUGCAAUGAUGUUUUGUGACAUUUAAAGCGACUGUUCAGACUACACUUAUAUUCAAAUGUAGGGUUUUAUAAAUGCUGAAUUAAAAGACACUGUGUUUCAGUA